This is a messenger RNA of Cuscuta campestris, 842 nucleotides long. The record is from the annotation of a GenBank genome assembly. Lineage: Eukaryota; Viridiplantae; Streptophyta; Magnoliopsida; Solanales; Convolvulaceae.
AGAACGCCCGAGCUAUGCAACUAGAGCAACGGCUUCCGGACGACCGUCAAGGGCACAAAGUCGAUGUCGGAUUACUGCCACACCCUCAAAAAUCUCGCGGACUGCCUCGCGGAUGUGGAUGCGCCGGUCUCUGAAAAUGCCCUAGUCCUUCAACUCAUCCGGGGCUUACCACAAGACCUGCGUUCUCAAGUGAAUUUCCUUCAAUACCAAGUUCCGUUGCCGUCCUUCAUUGAGACACGGUCUGCCCUUCUCCUUCUUGAAGGACAACAAAAUGACUUGGAUGACACCAACACCGGCGGCACAGCCCUUUUCUCCUCCGGGCAGUCCUUCGGCAGUCAGCGGGUCGCGGCUUCAGAGGGUUCAGGCAGCGACACCAGUCACGCUCCUCAAGGCAGCGGCGGACGGAACACUGGUGGCGGUCGUGGUCCUUUCAGCGGCGGUCGUGGCAAUUUCAGCGGAGGCCGCGGACGAAGUCAACGCGGCAGAGGACGUGGAUACCGAGGGGGCGCUGGUUCGAAUUCACGGACACCGUUCAGCUUUGCACCGUGGAUGUCAUCUUAUCCUGGUAUCUUGGGCAUACUCCUCCCCCUCAAGCCCAAGCUCAAGCCUUUUGUGUGAUUCUAAUCAAAUACAGAUAGAAGAUUUAAAAAAAAAUUGUAAUACAAGACUAUAUUUGCUGGAAAAUGCCCUAGUUUAAUUUCAAAAGAUUAUGUGUAUUUAAGAUUUAGAUAUUAAUUACCAUAAAGCGAGUUAUAUAAUUUAGUGUGUAUACAGCAAUUGUAUUAGACGAUGCUGUCCCAAUUUAAGUGGCUGAAUUUUAUAAUUAAAAGCUUACUGUAAAC